AUUUAUAAUAUGGACCAAGGCUUUUCUUAAAAUCAAACAGGACUGUUAUCAAAUAAAUCAAGCUAAAAAUACUAAGAACCACAAAAGGAUUAUGCUAUUGAGAUGUAAGAUAUGACAGAUCAACAGAGCUACGUUUUACUAACCAAUGAAUGUAAUUUUAAAUUUAUUUUCAAGAAACUUCUAACUAAACCCAACAACAAUAGAACAUGAACAAAUAUGCAUAACCAUAAAUGUUCAAUAGCAAUCCACAUUAAUAUUAUCAAUUCUAGGUACCAUUAACUUAUUUUGACAUUAGUAAUUAAAUUAGAAUUAAUAAUAAUAUGUUGUUCCUCGAACUACACUUUAAAAUCACUAAUAAUAUAACAACUAGUAAUAUGGAAAAAAAUAGAAUAUGUUGUAGUUAUUAAUUUUACAUUUUAGAACUCAUUACGCAGUUUGUAUUUUUUGUAGGUCUCCAUAAAGCAUUGCCGAUGAUAAAAAGCCCUUCAUGUGUUAUCAAUGUAAAUAAGUUUAAUAGGCAAAUUAUGAUUUUUUUAAAUGUUCUCAUUGCAAGGUGACAGUUAAAUAUCAAAAAGGAAGUAAAAAUCCAUUAUAAUUCAAAAGUAUCAUCUGUUAUUAGGUGCACUAAGUGUAACAACCAUAAUUUUGUAUAAUUAUAACCAAUAGUGCAAAUUGCAGAGGACUAAGGAAAGAUUUGA
Paramecium octaurelia is the source of this 698-nucleotide messenger RNA. The record is from the annotation of a GenBank genome assembly. Lineage: Eukaryota; Ciliophora; Oligohymenophorea; Peniculida; Parameciidae.